AUGAAUAUGUUGGAUGAUGAAGAUGACCAAAGCUUUCACGCUACGCGUGACGGCUACUCCCAUUUGAGCGACGUCGAAUGGGAUGCGGUUGAACGAAUGGGUUCGACCAUGGGCAUCCAUGCUGUUAGCGUCAUGCUAGAGGCUCUCAAUAGAGAUGCCCAACAUGCUACUAUCGCCAAGUUCAUUCAAAAUGAACUUGACGCUGAACGCGAGAAAGUAGCCUUGCUUCACCAACAAGGUUCUCAACAAGCAGAGUUGUUGAGAGAACAGGGUGCUCAACAGUUUGAACUGUUGAGACAGCAGCAGGCUGCUGCUGGUGGGUCGAUGCACUCGCGUCGACCCGAAACCUUGAAGAUUGACAUCUCCAAGUAUAGGGGGGUCGAAGAAGACUCCCUCUUGAGAUGGUUCGUCGAAUUGGAUGACGCCAUAAGGGCGCGUCGCAUCGACGACGGGGAUAUGCAAAAAUGCAUUUGCCCAGUCAAAUCUGGCAGGACGUGCCAAGACUUGGGCACUGGGGCUCAAGUUGCACGACCCAUAUGCGUUUGGGUCGUUGGAAGUCUUCAAGUCGCGGCUCAGACAAACGUUUGA
This is a messenger RNA of Peronospora matthiolae, 588 nucleotides long. The record is from the annotation of a GenBank genome assembly. Lineage: Eukaryota; Oomycota; Peronosporomycetes; Peronosporales; Peronosporaceae.